Molecule: messenger RNA, 1371 nt
Organism: Mesocestoides corti
Lineage: Eukaryota; Metazoa; Platyhelminthes; Cestoda; Cyclophyllidea; Mesocestoididae
Source: the annotation of a GenBank genome assembly
AUGGAAUCAAUUACGGAACCGCAAAACGCAAAUGAAACAUCUGCUGGCAGCCUGGGUCUUGGUGCUGCUCUUGCGGUUGCCUAUGACCUAACGGAAGACCCCAAUUUUUCCCAGCAAAGCUAUUCACAUCCAGAGGCCUCAAGUGUACCCAUUGCAACCGCAACUCCGUCAAACGGGGUUAUCGUUUUUUCAAAAAACGGUUACUAUGCCCCACUUUCUCCACAAGCUCAACCCGUCAGGUACCACGCCGGGGAUCCUUACUGGGCUGUAUCUGGCUGCCCGCAGCCAAUUCUGCAGCCCACCCAAACAUCGGUGAUAUCCGCUGGAGUUCCCAUGACGGCCUAUCUUAACCCAAUUCCCGUUUCUUCUCCCACUUCCGUUCGUGGGCCAGAAAAUGGACCAUUCUUCCUCCAAGCAGUUCCUCAGCAUCCUCCAACAUCGGAAAACACCGGAUAUCCAGAGGGUGGACCUGCUUCCGAAUCCACCAUGUCCACAGACUCAAUGCUUUCUAUCAGAUCGGACACUGUACCGAAUUACCAACCUACCGAAAUGGGCUACACAAUUAAGCCGGUAACUCAGCCCUCCGUCAUACCUAAUCCUCCGCACCAUAUUGUAAAUAAUGGCGGUACCAACAAUUCCAACACUCGGCGACACGAAGACCAAAGACAUGCAGCGGUGCCUUCCACAGGAUCUGACGAUGGAUUGUACGAAUUGUCAGAGGAGGAUGUCAAGGAAAUAGAUGAUAUGCUGACACAAAAUCCCCAGGUAACCUCGAGUCGGCACUGGAAGUACUACGUGGAGACUAAUGAGUGGACACGGGCGACGUGUGCGCUCAUGGCCUGUCUCUUCUCGCGCGACCAGAUGGCGAACUCGACGGUUCUUGGACGCGGCGGAUCCCAGAGAGAGCGCCUGCCGACUAACCUCGUCGCCUACGUUGUCACGAAAAUGCGACGUCGCUUCAACAAGUCAGCGGCCGCUGUUCGCGCGCGGAUGGCCCAGAAGUGCAAGGACGAGCGUCGUUUCGGGCGUGUCCUUCCCUCCGGUGUGAUCGCCACCAAUUCGGAUCGAAGUCAACCUGCUGCGGCCACCACGUCCAGACAGUCGGCUCUCAAUCGUCGGCGGAGCGCGACGUCUGCAGCCAACGGUCCGCUUGCAAAGAGUCAGCGCCUCUCCGUUGCUGCUGCUCCUCAUCCCUCUCUUCCUCCGCCUCCUCCUCCGCCGCCGCCACCACCGCCUUCCUCCUCCGUCUGUCCGGCCCCCCUUCCACAGGAGUGCUACUUAAGCACUCCCGUCCCUCCUGCGACGAAUUCGGCGUCUGGCGUGCACGAUCCACCAGUGAUUUUGGCCUCCGCGCCAGAAAUGGCCAGCUGA